Molecule: messenger RNA, 8970 nt
Organism: Indicator indicator
Lineage: Eukaryota; Metazoa; Chordata; Aves; Piciformes; Indicatoridae
Gene: CELSR3
Product: cadherin EGF LAG seven-pass G-type receptor 3
Exons: 36
Coding region: 127-8970 (2947 amino acids)
Biological process (GO): G protein-coupled receptor signaling pathway; cell surface receptor signaling pathway; homophilic cell-cell adhesion
Cellular component (GO): plasma membrane
Molecular function (GO): G protein-coupled receptor activity; calcium ion binding
Source: RefSeq, a predicted model, not a curated record
CAUCCACUGUUCCCCCAGUACAACUACCAGGCGGAGGUGGCAGAGAACCAGCCGGCGGGGACGGCGGUGGUGACCGUGGCAGCGCAGGACCCCGAUGGGGGCGAGGCGGGGCGACUGGUGUAUUCCAUGGACGCCCUGAUGAACAGCCGCUCGCUGGAGCUCUUCAGCAUCGACCCUCGGGCUGGUCUUAUCACCACCACGCAGGCCCUCGACCGCGAGAGCAUGGACCUCCACUACUUCCGUGUGACGGCCGCGGACCACGGGACACCUCGGCUCUCUGCCACCACCAUGGUGGCCAUCGCUGUGGCUGACCGCAAUGACCACGACCCAGUCUUUGAGCAGAGCGAGUACCGGGAGACCAUCCGGGAGAAUGUGGAGGAGGGAUACCCCAUUCUGCAGCUGCGGGCCACCGAUGUUGACUCCCCACCCAAUGCCAACAUCCGCUACCGCUUCGUUAAUGAGCGGGCUGCCCAUGCUGUCUUUGAGAUUGAUCCUCGCUCUGGCCUCAUCACCACUAGCGGGCCAGUGGACAGGGAAAAGAUGGAGAGGUACUCCUUGGUGGUGGAGGCCAAUGACCAAGGAAGGGAGCCCGGACCUCGCUCUGCCACAGUCAGGGUCUACAUCACAGUCCUUGAUGAGAAUGACAACACCCCUCAGUUCAGCGAGAAGCGCUACAUCGUCCAGGUGAGAGAGGACAUACGGCCCCACACUGAGAUCCUGCGUGUCACUGCCACAGACCUGGACAAGGAUAACAACGCGUUGGUUCACUACAACAUCAUCAGCGGGAACAGCCGUGGUCAGUUCUCCAUUGACAGUGUCACUGGAGAGAUACAGGUGGUGGCCCCACUGGAUUUUGAAGUGGAGCGGGAGUAUGCCCUGAGGAUCCGGGCUCAGGAUGCAGGGCGCCCUCCCCUCUCUAACAACACCGGCAUGGCCAGCAUCCAGGUAGUGGACAUCAAUGACCAUGCUCCCAUUUUUGUCAGCACCCCUUUCCAAAUCUCAGUCCUGGAGAACGCUCCCCUCGGCCACUCCGUCAUCCACAUCCAGGCUGUGGAUGCAGACUAUGGCGAGAACUCACGCCUGGAAUACAAACUGACAGGUGUCUCAGCUGACACACCCUUUGUGGUGAAUAGUGCCACAGGGUGGAUCACAGUCAGUGGACCCUUGGAUCGGGAGUCGGUUGAGCACUAUUUUUUUGGGGUAGAGGCUCGAGACCACGGUUCCCCGUCUUUAUCUGCCUCUGCCAGCGUUACCAUUACUGUCAUGGAUGUCAAUGACAACCGCCCUGAGUUCACCCAGAAGGAGUAUUUCAUCCGCCUGAACGAGGAUGCGGCUGUGGGGACCAGUGUCCUCAGCGUCACGGCGAUUGACCGAGAUGUGAACAGUGCCAUUACCUACCAGAUCACGGGCGGCAACACGCGCAACCGCUUCUCCAUCAGCACGCAGGGCGGCAUGGGGCUCAUCACUCUGUCUCUGCCGCUGGACUACAAGCAGGAGAGGCGCUACGUGCUUACUGUGACGGCCUCUGAUCGCACCCUGCGUGACAACUGCUAUGUUCACAUCAACAUCACUGACGCCAACACGCACCGGCCCGUGUUCCAGAGUGCCCACUACUCUGUGAGCAUCAAUGAGGACCGACCCGUGGGCAGCACUGUGGUAGUGAUCAGUGCAACAGAUGAUGACGUAGGGGAAAACGCCCGCAUCACAUACUACCUAGAAGACAAUGUCCCUCAGUUUCGCAUUGAUCCAGAUUCUGGAGCCAUCACUCUUCAGGCAGAACUGGAUUAUGAGGACCAGGUCACAUACACAUUGGCUAUCACUGCAAAGGACAACGGGAUCCCUCAGAAAGCGGACACCACCUACGUUGAAAUCAUGGUGAAUGAUGUUAAUGACAACGCCCCUCAGUUUGUCAACCCUCAUUACCAGGGCAUCAUCUCUGAGGAUGCACCUCCCUUCACCAGUGUGCUCCAGAUCUCUGCCACUGACCGAGAUGCCCACACCAAUGGCCGAGUGCAGUACACCUUCCAGAAUGGGGAGGAUGGGGAUGGAGACUUCACCAUAGAGCCCACCUCAGGAAUUAUUCGCACUGUCCGCAGGUUGGACCGCGAGAAUGUUCCUGUCUACGAGCUGACUGCGUAUGCUGUGGACAGGGGCAUCCCUCCUCAGAGAACUCCUGUCCAUAUCCAGGUUACCAUUCAGGAUGUGAAUGACAAUGCCCCUGUCUUUCCUGCUGAAGAGUUUGAGGUCUUGGUAAAGGAGAACAGCAUUGUAGGCUCUGUUGUGGCCCAAAUCACAGCCAUCGACCCAGAUGAGGGCCCAAAUGCCCAGAUCAUGUACCAAAUUGUGGAAGGCAACAUCCCUGAGAUAUUCCAGAUGGACAUCUUUUCUGGGGAGCUCACAGCCUUGAUAGACCUGGAUUAUGAGACAAAACCUGAGUAUGUGAUUGUAGUGCAGGCCACCUCUGCCCCUCUGGUCAGCAGAGCCACAGUCCACAUCAAACUCAUUGACCAGAAUGACAACAGCCCUGUUCUCAAGAACUUCCAGAUCCUGUUCAAUAAUUACGUGUCCAAUAAGUCUAACACCUUCCCUUCGGGGGUCAUAGGGAGGAUCCCAGCUUAUGACCCAGACGUGUCUGACCGGCUUUUCUACACCUUUGAGCGGGGAAAUGAACUGCACUUGUUGAUUGUAAAUCAGUCAAGCGGGGAGCUGAGGCUGAGCCGUAAGCUGGACAACAAUCGUCCACUCGUGGCCUCCAUGCUGGUGACUGUCACAGAUGGGAUCCACAGUGUGACAGCCCAGUGUGUCCUGCGAGUGAUCAUCAUCACAGAGGACAUGUUGGCCAACAGCAUCACAGUACGGCUGGAGAACAUGUGGCAGGAACGCUUCCUCUCCCCACUGCUGUCCACCUUCCUGGAAGGGGUGGCCACUGUGCUGGCAACACCCAAGGAGGAUAUCUUCAUCUUCAACAUCCAGAAUGACACAGACGUGGGUGGCACAGUGCUCAAUGUCAGCUUCUCGGCCCUGGCGCCGCGGGGUGGGCGCUACUUCAGCUCAGAGGAGCUGCAGGAGCAGCUGUACAUGAAGCGCAUGGCGCUGACAGGUGCCUCCAUGCUGGAGGUGCUGCCCUUUGAUGACAACGUCUGCCUGCGGGAGCCCUGCCAGAACUACAUGAAGUGCAUCUCCGUCCUCAAAUUCGACAGCUCAGCUCCCUUCAUCGCCUCACCCUCCACCCUCUUUCGGCCCAUCCACCCCAUCACCGGCCUGCGGUGCCGCUGCCCCCAGGGCUUCACCGGGGACUACUGUGAAACGGAGAUCAACCUCUGCUACUCCAACCCCUGCCUUAAUGGUGGCAUCUGCACCCGCAAGGAGGGAGGAUACACGUGUGUGUGCCGUCAGCACUUCAGUGGUGAGAACUGCGAGGUGGACAGCCGCUCGGGGCGCUGCGUGCCCGGCGUGUGCCGCAACGGUGGCACCUGCACCAGCGGUGCCGACGGUGGCUUCCACUGCCAGUGCCCAGCUGGUGGCUUCGAGAUGCCCUUCUGUGAGGUGUCCACACGCUCCUUCCCCCCACGCUCCUUCGUCAUGUUCCGGGGCCUGCGCCAGCGCUUCCAUCUCACCCUUGCCCUAUCGUUCAGCACCAUGGAGCCCAAUGGCCUCCUGCUCUACAACGGGCGCCUGAAUGAGAGGCAUGACUUCCUGGCAGUGGAGAUCAUCCAGGGACAGGUCCAGCUGAAGUACUCCACAGGGGAGUCAAGCACGGUGGUGAGCCCCUACCUGCCAGGGGGAGUGAGUGAUGGACAGUGGCACACACUGCAGCUCCGCUACUACAACAAGCCCAAGGUCAGUGCCCUGGGGGUGGUGCAGGGUCCAUCCAAGGACAAGGUGGCCAUCUUGACAGUGGAUGAAUGUGAUGCCUCAGUAGCCCUGCAGUUUGGCAGCGAGAUUGGGAACUACUCCUGUGCUGCAGAGGGUGUGCAGACCAGCUCCAAGAAGUCCCUGGACCUCACAGGUCCCUUGCUCCUUGGAGGGGUCCCCAAUCUGCCGGAAAACUUCCCCAUCACUCACCGGGACUUUGUGGGAUGCAUGAGAGACCUAUACAUCGACAGCAAACGCAUUGACCUGGCCUCCUACAUAGCCAACAAUGGAACUACUGCAGGCUGCCAUGCCAAGCACAAGUUCUGCGACUCCAGCCCCUGCAAGAACGGUGGCACCUGCUCUGUCAGCUGGGGAACCUACUCCUGCCUCUGUCCUGUUGGCUUCGGUGGCAAAGACUGCCGCCACGCCAUGCACCAUGCCCACUAUUUCCAGGGCAACAGUGUCCUAACCUGGGACUUCAAGACAGAUGUAAAGAUCUCGGUGCCCUGGUACCUGGGGCUGGCGUUCCGGACACGUCAGACAGAUGGGGUGCUUCUGCAGGCUCACGCUGGCCAGUACACCACCCUGCUCUGCCAGCUGGCUGGGGGCCUGCUGUCCUUCAUGGUGAGCAGAGGGUCUGGGCGUAGCACCAGCCUGCUCCUGGACCAGCUGCGGCUCAGCGAUGGGAGGUGGCACGACCUGCAGCUGGAGCUGCGGGACAUCCGCAGCGGGCGAGACUCGCGCUACAUCAUCACCCUUACCCUGGACUUUGGGAUCUACCAGGAUACGGUGGUUGUUGGCAAUGAACUGCAUGGCCUGAAGGUGAAACAUCUGCAUGUUGGAGGGGUCCUGGCUGCUGGCGAGGUGCAGAAUGGGCUGAGGGGCUGCAUACAGGGUGUGCGACUGGGUGACAGUGUCACUGGAACCCUCCUGCCCAAGCCUAGCCACGCUCUGCGAGUGGAGGCUGGGUGCAGUGUGCCAAGCCCUUGUGACUCCAGCCCCUGCCCAGCCAACAGCAUCUGCAAGGAUGAGUGGCAAAGCUACUCCUGUGUCUGCCAUACAGGGUACUAUGGAGGGGACUGUGUGGAUGUGUGUCACCUCAACCCCUGCAAGAACAAGUCAGUGUGUCGCCGCAAGCCAGGCUCCCCCCUGGGCUAUGUCUGCGAGUGUGGAGGGAACUUUUUUGGGCAGUACUGUGAGCACAGGAUGGACCAGCAGUGUCCGAAGGGCUGGUGGGGGAACCUCACCUGCGGGCCCUGUAACUGUGAUGUGAACAAAGGCUUUGACCCUGACUGCAAUAAAACCAAUGGGCAGUGCCACUGCAAGGACUUCCACUACCGCCCCAAGGGCAGUGACACCUGCCUGCCUUGCGACUGCUACCCUGUGGGCUCCACCUCACGCUCCUGUGACAGGGAGACAGGACGGUGCCACUGCCGGCCUGGCGUCAUCGGGCGCCAGUGCAAUAGCUGUGACAGCCCUUUCGCCGAGGUGACACCCAGCGGUUGUGAGGUGCUCUAUGAUGGCUGUCCCAAAAGCCUGAAGGCAGGUGUGUGGUGGCCCCAGACUAAGUUUGGCUUCUCAGCUGCUGUGCUGUGUCCCAAAGGCUCCUUGGGUGCAGCUGUCAGACAUUGUGAUGAGGAGAAGGGUUGGCUGGAGCCAGAUCUCUUCAACUGCACUUCACCUGCCUUCAAGGAGCUCUCCAAGCUGCUGGAGGGCUUGGAGAGGAAUGAGACUGAGCUCAACACAAUUGAGGCCAAGAAGCUGGCCCACCGCCUCCGUGCUGUGACAGACCACAUGGACCACUACUUCGGCAACGACGUGCACAUCACCGUCCGCUUGCUGUCCCGCCUCAUGGCCUUCGAGAGCCAGCAGCAUGGCUUUGGCCUGACAGCCACGCAGGAUGCCCACUUCAAUGAGAACCUCCUGCGUGCAGGCAGCUCUGUGCUGGCGCCAGAGAACCGGGAUCACUGGGCCAUGCUGCCACACAGCGAGCAUGGCAGCACCAGCCUCAUGGAGCAGCUGCGGGACUACUCGGGCACCCUGGCCAGCAACAUGAAACUUACCUACCUCAACCCCUUUGGUGUUGUCACCCCCAACAUCAUGCUGAGCAUUGAUCGCAUGGAGAACCACUCCCACAUCCGCCGGCGCUAUCCUCGCUACCACAGCAGCCUCUUCCGUGGCCAGCCCGCCUGGGACCCCCACACCCACGUUGUGCUGCCACUGUCUGUGCUGAGCCCCCCAAAACCCGAAGCAAUGCCAACACCAUCUGGGAUUGAAGAGAACUACACUGUGGAGAACUCUCCAAGAAAGGUGCUUCCAGAGCCUGAGCCUGCUCUCACUGUGAUCAUCCUCAUCAUGUACCGCACCCUGGGGGGGCUGCUGCCUGCACGUUACCAGGUGGAUCGGCGCAGUGUCAGGCUCCCCAAGAAUCCCGUGAUGAAUUCCCCCAUUGUGAGCGUGUCUGUGUUCAGCAAUCACACCUUCCUUCGGGGACCCCUGGAUACCCCUCUUGUGCUGGAAUUUAGCCUGCUGGAGACUGUCAACAGGAGCAAACCUCUCUGUGUCCAGUGGAACCACUCUAACCCGACCAACCCCUCUGGCUUCUGGACAGCGAGGGACUGUGAGCUCGUGUACCGAAAUGCCACUCACGUCCACUGCCAGUGCUCCCAGUUUGGCACCUUUGGGGUUCUGAUGGACAGCUCACAUCGAGAGCAACUGGAAGGUGACCUGGAGACGUUGGCAGUUGUCACCUAUUCCUUGGUGUCUCUCUCCCUGGUGGCUCUGCUGGUGACCUUCUCUUUCCUGACCUGCCUCAAAGGCCUGAAGUCCAACACACGUGGCAUACACUCCAACAUAUCAGUCACCCUCUUCUUUUCUGAGCUGCUCUUUCUCCUGGGUAUCAACCGCACCGAGAAUCAGUUUCUUUGCACUGUGAUUGCCAUCCUCCUCCACUGCUUCUUCCUCUCCACCUUUGCCUGGCUCUUCGUCCAGGGCCUCCACAUCUACCGCAUGCAAACUGAAGUCCGCAACGUCAACUUUGGGGCCAUGCGCUUCUACUAUGCCAUCGGCUGGGGCGUGCCUGCCAUCAUCACUGGGCUGGCUGUUGGCCUGGAUCCUGAGGGCUAUGGGAACCCUGACUUCUGCUGGAUUUCCAUUCAUGAUAAGCUGGUCUGGUGCUUUGCAGGCCCCAUUACUGUCGUCAUUGUGAUGAAUGGGGUCAUGUUCCUGCUUGUGGCCAAGAUGUCCUGUUCCCCAAGUCAAAAGGAGACCAAGAAGAAAUCGGUUCUCAUGACGUUACGGAGCUCCUUUGUUCUGCUUCUAAUUAUUAGCACUACCUGGCUCUUUGGUCUCUUGGCUGUCAACAACAGUGUCCUGGCUUUCCACUACCUCUACACUGUCCUCUGCAGCCUCCAGGGCCUGGCUGUGCUGGUCCUGUUCUGUGUGCUGAAUGAGGAGGUGCGGGAGGCCUGGAAGCUGGCCUGCCUUGGCAAGAAGGGGCAGAGUGAGGAGGCCACAAGGAGCACGCAGCAGGGCCCCAAUGCCUACAACAACACAGCACUGUUUGAGGAGAGUGGUCUGAUCCGCAUCACCUUGGGAGCCUCCACCAUCUCCUCCGUUAGCAGCGUGCGCUCUGCCCGCACCCACUCCAGCCAGAGAGCUUACCUCAGAGAUAACAUGACAGCACGUCAGGGCUCAUCCCUAGACCACAGCCUGCUGGCUCAUGCUGGCCCCACGGAUAUUGACGUGGCCAUGUUCCACCGUGAUGCGGGGGGAGACCAGGACUCAGACUCAGACAGUGACCUGUCCCUGGAUGAGGAGCGUAGCCUCUCCAUCCCAUCCUCAGAGAGCGAGGAGAAUGUUCGCCUGCGGGGCCGCUUCCAGCGCCAGUUCAAGCGGGCAGCACACAGUGAACGCCUCCUCACUAACCCUACCAACACCACUCCCAAAGAUGUGGAUGGCAAUGACCUCAUGUCAUACUGGCCAGCUCUGGGUGAGUGUGAGGUUCACCCCUGCUCCUUGCAGAAGUGGGGCUCUGAGAGGAAGCUGGGAUUUGACAUCAACAAGGAUGCAGCCAACAAUAAUCAGCCAGACCUGGCCUUGACCAGUGGGGAUGAGAACUCCCUCACCCAGACUCAACGGCAACGAAAAGGGAUUUUGAAGAACCGUCUCCAGUACCCUCCCACUCUCCAAGGGCUGCCCUCCGUUGGCAGGAUGCCCAAUGAGCUGACGUGGUACAAGACCUCCACGCUGGGUCACAGGGCUGUCCCUGCCGCCUCCUACGGCCGGAUCUACUCUGGCACAGGCAGCCUGUCGCAGCCAGCCAGCCGGUACUCGUCGCGAGAGCAGCUCGACAUGCUGAUGAGGAGACAGAUGUCCCGGGAGCAGCUCAGCAGGCACAACUCAGGAGAGUGCUUGGAAACCGUGCCCAGCCGGCAUGGUCAGAGAGAUUAUGGGAACACGCUGCCCCGAAGGCAAGGCUCCAGAGACCACCUUGAGACCUUACCCUGCAGGUUUGGGUCAAGAGAGCAGCUAGACUAUGGGCCAGUAAGAGAGGUCUCGAGAGAGUGGCUAAACACAUUGCCAAGCAGGCAAGUGUCCAGAGACCAAAUAGACACAUUGCCAAGUCGAGAUACUUCUCGAGAACAAUUGGAUUUGCUUUCAAGAAGACAGCCUUCAAGGGACCAGCUAGCAUUGGCUAGACAAACUUCAAGAGAGCAGCUGGACUUUCUGUCCAGAAGAUCCAAUUCCAGAGAGCCUCUGGACACAGUGCCUAGCAGGCAUCCGUCACAGGACAACCUGGGAAGCCUCUCUCGGAGGCAGCUGUCUAGGGAAAGCCUAGAGCCACUGUCAAGGAGACAGCCUUCUAGAGAGAACUUGGAGGCCAUUCCUAGCCGACAUCCUUCUACUGAACAGUUAGAUAUCCUUUCUUCCAUCCUUGCUUCUUUUAACUCCUCCGUCCUGUCCUCAGUGCAAACUUCCAGCACACCUUCAGGCCCCCAGACCACUGCCACACCCUCUGCUGUGCAGACUUCAACACCUCACUCCACCACCUCCCACAGCAUUUCGGAGCUGUCACCAGACUCAGAAGUAACAAGAAAUGAGGGCCAUUCCUGA